Molecule: messenger RNA, 3780 nt
Organism: Lodderomyces beijingensis
Lineage: Eukaryota; Fungi; Ascomycota; Pichiomycetes; Serinales; Debaryomycetaceae
Source: the annotation of a GenBank genome assembly
AUGGAGCUGGCUUCCAACGGAGGCGAGAACUUGACGAUGACGACAACGGCAAUGGCAGCGGCGACGACGGCGACGGCGCCAGCGACAGCGACAGCAACGGCAGGCUCGUCAAAGAGGAGAAUCUUGAAUACUGGCCCUAAAGGCAUGCCUGCCACCGCGCCGCCGACGAUGAAGGUCGACCCGCUGAGAAAACACUCGAGAUCACGUUCCCAUAACAUGGACGCCGGGAGACGAAUAUUUCACCCUUUGCACCACGACGGGCGCCAGAUGGUGACGACAUCGUCGCCGAUUCCCGUGACGGCACCGCCGUUGUCGCCCAGCCUCAAGAAACCGCCCUCGACUCCAAAGCUAAAGCAGCAUCAACAACAACAACAACAACAGCAGCAACAGCCGGGUAGUUCUCAGUCAUAUUUGCGCAAUCAACCCAAUAAGGCUUCUGUGACACAACCACCACCACCACCAGCGGUGACAGCACCACCAUCUUCACAUUUAUCACAUUUUUCACAACCAUCACAAGAUACAUUGUCCCGCGAGGAAGCUCAUCAGGGAGGAAGCACCCCUAUUCACGACCAUCAAUAUAGAACAAACACAGAUACAAAGCCUCUCGAUCCCUCACAGCGACAUUCCAUUGCCAUCUCACCCACACCGGACAAGUACAAAAAUGGCACGAGAGAGCUCGAUCCAAUCGAAAUCAAAAAAAUCAGGAGCACGCGCCGAAAAGCUAGAAAAGUAUGCCGGAAAUGCGGACUUGAAAUCACGGGCCAGUUUGUCAGAGCGCUACAAAGUGCCUUCCACGUCCAGUGUUUCACCUGCCAUGAGUGCGGGGUCCAGUGCUCGGCAAAGUUUUUCCCACAAGAAAUCGUCGGGGAGGAUGGACUCCCAGUGCAAGUUGCCCUAUGCGAAUACGACUACUUCAAAAAAUUGAAUUUGAUCUGCUAUAGUUGCGAUAGCGCCUUGCGAGGGCCAUACAUCACGGCGUUGGGAAAUAAAUACCACUUGGAACACUUUAAAUGCUCAGUGUGUCAGCACGUUUUUGACGCAGACGAGAGCUACUACGAACACGAGAAUAACAUUUUUUGCCAUUACCACUACUCAAAGCUAUACGCGUCCCACUGCGAAGGGUGCCACUCCUCCAUAGUCAAGCAGUUUGUCGAGCUAUUCCGCGGGGGCAAAAACCAGCACUGGCACCCGGAAUGCUUCAUGGUGCACAAGUUUUGGAACGUAAGCAUCACCGCCGAGUCUGUUGGUUUGCAAGAACUAGGCUGGUCGAAUGAAAAACUAGCCAACUUGAAGUUGGUCAAGCUAUCCGAUACUUCAUUCGAUUCCGAGAAACUAAUCAUGAUGGAGCAGAGCAUCGAGCAAGUGGUGAUGAACUGCUGGUUGAAACUUUCUGGGUUUGAGCAGGCCACCGCCGCGUGUAUCUCGGACAUGCUUCUUAAUGCAUGCACGGGCAAUAAAUUCAACGGGUUGGUGGUGACGGGGAAACUCAUGUUGAACUUGGAGCUUCUAUUCAAGGCAUUGGAUCAGGUUUUCAAACGCUGCAAAAACUCGCCAUUACCCAGGAUGGAAGAAGACAAUUUGGACUUGUCCUUGGACUCGGAUUACUUUCAACAGUUGCGCAAAGAACCCAGGAACAUCACUGGUAAGAUUAUGAGCUAUCUUGCCAUUUUGCGGAAAUCGGCCAACAUAUCCAAGUCCGGAACACUCUCGGCAGAGCUCCUUUCAGUAAUCACUGGGUGCGCUCAUUACCUCAAGCUCUUGAUUCGAAUAGGCUUGGAUAAUGCAUUGAAAUUGAACAAAUUGCAUGGCAAUGUGCUAGCAUUGGACGAGUUUUUACAAACUGUGUCGCAAUCGGAAAAACACAGCUUCUCGGAACCGGAGAGCAGGCACCACCUCAAGUCGUUGACUCUGGAGCUAGUCGUUCCUCACAACUCGACAGAUGCUUGUUUCGCUUGCGGGAAAAGCAUCGAGAAGGCGUGCAUCAAAUACGCUGAUUACAGAUGGCACUUGAAGUGCUUUAAUUGCAAGCGGUGUCAAAAAAACGUACCAGAAGAAUUUUCCAGAUGCGUUUUUGAAGCAGAUGCUCAAGGGAUAGUCUGCGGCACAUGCUACAAGGGAGCUCGACCACUCGCAGCUUUCACCUACGUGUCCGACUUGAGCCAGCUCAUUUAUCUAUUGAAGAUUGCAUUUGCCAGGUCGCGGGUGGUGAUGAAGAUUGAUUUUGAUAAGCCGCCGUCGCCGCAACUUAACAACAACGAGGAGGAACCUUACAAGCCGGAGGCCUUUGACCGGGCGACGUAUGUGAAAACUUUAGAUGACGUGACAAGGCUUCGAAGUAAACGGCUGAGUCAGAAACUAUCAAAAUCUUUGAAAAAGAAGGCCAGGAAAUCGGUCAUCAUUGCUGCUCCGCAAGCCAAGCACGCGCAGGAGGUGAAGAAUGAAGAAGAUUUGAGCCUGGAGAUGGAGGCUACUUUGAAAGUAGACGAGCCUGCUAGAAAGGCCAGUGGCGCGUCGCAGCUUUCCUUUGAAGCCGGCGAAGAGUUAUCAGUCAAACGGGAGGUCCAGAUCCGAGACGAGCCACAACGCCAGUUGACAUCUGUCCACCUUGAUCGCACUUUUGAUCUUCUCCGAAACGAGAAAUCCUUGACCUUGGACGAUAUCCCCAGGAUCGUGGCGGCGGAACAGGCGCGCGACCAGCGACCAAAUGCGUUUAAGCACCACAACAGGCUUUACCAGAGAAGCGGCUCGCACAAACUCAAGAGUGGCGGACACGCUAUUGCAUCGACAACCCCAAGCAGCGCGUUGGACCAUAUCUUGAACCUGUCCACUCAAACAAGCGACCCACCCGUUGGCAAGCAAAAGUUUUACUCGGAACUAACAAAGGAAGAGCACCACAUCAUGCGCCACAUUGCCAUUGAAGCGUUGAGUCAGAUCAACGACGAAAAAUACGUAAGGGACGAAUUGGUGGCCCAGAUCCAGACUAAAAAACCACUCACGUUUUGGGAAAAGUUGAAAUUUGGCGGUGCCAGCAAUUCCAAGGACAAAGCCGGCGUGUUUGGCGUCGACUUAAGUUUCUUGACCCGCAAGUACGGUGCAGACUCGGAUUUGGGCGUGGGUCCCUCGAAAUUGCGCAUUCCCAUCGUGGUGGAUGAUGUGAUCAACUCCUUGAAGCAAAAAGACAUGUCGGUGGAAGGAAUCUUCCGGUUAAAUGGUAACAUCAAGCGGUUAAGGGAGCUCACCGACGAGAUCAACCAAAAUCCAUCCAAGUCGCCCGACUUUACCACGCAAAGUGCAGUGCAGUUGGCUGCGCUUAUGAAGAAAUGGUUGCGCGAGCUUCCCGUGCCUCUACUCACUUUCAGCUUUUACGACUUGUGGAUCUCGUCGCAACACGAACCGCCCGAGGUGAGAAAACGCGUGCUUCAAUUGACCUACUGCUUGCUCCCGCGAGACCAUCGCAAUUUGCUAGAAGUCCUUUUAUACUUUUUCAGUUGGGUUGCCUCUUUUGCUGAAAUCGACGAAGAGAGCGGCUCCAAAAUGGAUACCCACAACUUGGCGACGGUGAUUGCGCCCAACAUUUUAAUAUCGAAGCAAUCCUCGCAAACGGAGCAAGGUGACAAUUACUUUUUAGCUAUCGAGGUGGUCAAUCAACUAAUAGAGCAACACGAGGAGCUCAGCAUCAUACCCGCGGACCUACUCAACGCUUAUGAAGCUUGUGGGUUUGAUGCUAUUGAGAAGAGCUUGUCGUCGAAAGAGAUUUUUGCUCAUAUCGAGAGUAUAUAA